This is a messenger RNA of Rattus norvegicus (Norway rat), 6178 nucleotides long. Lineage: Eukaryota; Metazoa; Chordata; Mammalia; Rodentia; Muridae. The record is from RefSeq and is a predicted model, not a curated record.
AGGAGGAAAGAGGGCUGGGGAGCCAAGCCAGAGCCGGGUUGCCUGCCACCCGGCUGCACGUUUGUGAGCUGAGGAGUGCACCGCCAGUCUCUGACAAAGGAUGGGAGGAUGCCACUGCCCUGGGAUGCCGGCUGCGCGCAGCCUGCCGGCUGCCUGAGCUACUUCACCCUCCCCGGAAAUGUACCCAAAAAGACUUCUGAGAGCUUGUUUUCUGCUGUCCUACUGUGACUAAGCAAGACACUGCCAUAUUUUAGUUGCAUGGCAGUCGAUCAUCUGGACUCUGGAAUUUGUUCUAAGACCAAUACUGUCUCUCUUGCUUCCUAGUCAUGUUUCUUCUGAAUGGUCCCUAACCUUUAUCCAAGUUUGGCAAAGCAAGGAUAUGAACAGUUCUGCAGGUGGGCUUCUCAGGGCGAGUGAAGCCAUAAGGCAUCCAAUCAGGGUUUGGCCACCUGCAGCCCGGCCAAUAUGCCCCUCCACCAGAUUUCUGUAAUCCCAGCCCGGGAGACAGCCAGCAAUGGGAGAAGUUCAAUGGGCAGAAACAAAGAGAAGAACAAGGAAGUUGAGAAUGAAAAGUCCCCAGGGCGAUCUGCAAGUCGAUCAAGUAACAUAUCAAAAGCAAGCAGCCCAACGACAGGGACAGCUCCCAGGAGCCAGUCAAGGUUGUCUGUCUGUCCAUCUACUCAAGACAUCUGCAGAUCUUCCAUCUUGCAUGACAUGUCAGAAGAUGCAUUUGAGCACUGCACCCCUGUCAUGGUGCUGAGGCACACUAGAAAAGAAUCUGGUAAGAAACCAGUAAGACAAAAUCCUAGGAGGAGGAGAAGGGUCUCUCAGAGAUAUGAGCAUGCAGAAGAGCAAGCCAAGGAGAGAAGAAACGACUUUCACCUCCAGAUCUCAAGUUCAAGGUGGAGAGAACUUGAUAUGGAGUCUUCAGAUUCAUCUUCCACAGAUGAGAGUCACGGGAUUCAGGCAAAAAGACAAGCCCAGGUUAAAGUCAGACUGUCUCGGCGAAGGAGAAAUAAUAAGCCAUGUAGAAACUUGGCUGGGUCUUCCAUUCCUGACAGAAUUGGCCUUGUUGAUCUGGAAUCCAAUGGUGCAAAGCACCAAGAGCUGACAGAAUGUGGGAGUCACACUUUAAACAUCUGUAGAGGAAAAGUCAUAAGGUACCAAGAAUGCAGUCAUCCACUGCCAAGCGCAUCCUUGGUGGAGAAGACACCCGCAGGGAACCACUCAGGGAGUAAAGGCAAAUACUGUCACAGAGAUCCUCAGCCCUUGCAUACACUUAGGCAAAAAGAAACAAUCAAGAAAAGAUUUUCAGAAACUGAUUUCCAUACUGAAAUCCUGGCAGCUGCAAAUGGGAGAGGUUGUGUGGAUGGCUCAGGGCUCCAGCUGAAUACCUCUACCCAGAAGUCUCCUGGUGCUGAUGAUGAUGGCUCUGAAAAUUUCGAAGUGUGCAGGAUCUGUCACUGCGAAGGAGAUGAAGAGAGCCCACUCAUCACACCCUGUCGCUGCACAGGAACCUUGCGCUUUGUCCACCAGUCCUGUCUCCACCAGUGGAUCAAGAGCUCAGACACACGGUGCUGUGAGCUCUGCAAGUAUGACUUCAUAAUGGAAACCAAGCUCAAGCCCCUGCGGAAGUGGGAAAAGCUCCAGAUGACCACGAGCGAAAGGAGGAAAAUAUUCUGCUCUGUCACGUUCCACGUCAUCGCCGUCACCUGCGUGGUGUGGUCCUUGUAUGUGUUGAUAGACCGGACAGCGGAGGAAAUCAAGCAAGGUAACGACAAUGGUGUGCUGGAGUGGCCAUUUUGGACAAAACUGGUUGUGGUGGCCAUCGGCUUCACAGGAGGUCUCGUCUUCAUGUAUGUACAGUGUAAAGUCUACGUCCAGCUGUGGCGCAGGCUGAAGGCCUACAACCGUGUGAUCUUUGUGCAGAAUUGCCCAGACACUGCCAACAAACUGGAGAAGAACUUCCCGUGUAAUGUGAACACGGAAGGCAAGGAUGCUGUGGUUGUGCCUGUGCCACAGACAGGUUCGAAUACACUGCCAACUGCAGAGGGGGCCCCGCCUGAAGUUAUACCAGUCUGAUGGAACUGGACGGGAACUUCUUCACGGAAGGAUCUCUGCAACCCCCAGCCACUACGAACAGAAGUGCGUCUGCGCUGGUGGCUUCUUGAGCUUCUCGUUUCCCUUACUGACUUGUUUGUCCUGACUUGGAGCAAAAAGGAAAUGAGAAGAAAAUAACACGUGACCAGGAUCUCAAGAAGCAGAGCCUGCAGUGGGACCUGGAAAGGUGAAGAAUCUUAGGGAAGGAGUUCAUAAGGAAUGGUUGGUACGAGCCAGUCUUCCAAGGGGAUGGACACGUGAUACUCCGAGUAGUGCAGAGGAAAUUCCUGAACAGACUUCAAUUGCAAUGUAUGCUUCUUUGUAGGGUUCUGUAACGUUAGCCUUCUCCACUGGAAACGACACCCACCCACACAUUUGGUCUUAAGCCUGAAAUUGUGUGCAUCAUCCCUAAGUCACACCAGAAGUAAACUUGGAGGACCUGAGAGGUUUUUUUAAAAAAUACUUUUGACAGCUGUUUUUUCUGGCUAUUGUGAAGUCUGGUUAUUUUGACAGAUGCAUGUUUUUAAGUGGAUGCAAUACACAUUUGGGGAUAGAAAUGUUUGGAAUUUUGUUUCAAUGAUGAAGAGAUUUUCAGAGCAUCGUGAAGUUUAGCUAGAACUGUUUUUUGAGCAACUAUCAUGCUGUGGGGUUCUUUCUUGUUGUUGUUGUUGCUGUUGUUGUUUUUUCUGGUCCCUCUUACACAGUGCUCAACAAUAGACAUAUAACAUGAGCUACAAAUACAACCACAGUUGUAAAUCUUAAAUCUCCUAGUGUGCCCCAUUAGGAAAAGUAAAAAUAAAUAGGUCAAUCAAUUUUUAUAAUUUACUUAACACUAUUUAUACAAGUUACUUUAUGUCAUCAAUGGAAACAAUUAUAAAAAUAGCUUUCAUUAUUUUCUUGAACCAAUUCUUCAAAAUUCUGCAUGGACACCUCAAUAUGAAUGAAGUGUGUUGGACAGGACCUAAUUAAGAAUAUCAGCUGCCAGAGCCCUUGGAUUAGAAACUGCAUCUCUGUUUCAUUUAAGUUAUUUUAAAACAGCAGUUUAAUCCAUCUUUCUGUUUUGCAGUUUCAUCUAAAGGUUACGAUUUACAAGCACCAAACUCACCAAAUUAAGUAACCUGGUUUGAUUUCAACCAAGUUUCAAAGGGGCGAAAAAAUCUAAGGUAUAGGAAGUCAGUAAAAUGUGUAGCAAUGUUAUGAAGGUAACUUCUGCAUAGAAACUAUAAAGUAACUAUGAUAGGGAAAUAAACAUUUAUUUUGCUACUAAAUCAGGUGUUAAGGAUUUUAAAUCCACAUGAAGUAUCAACGUGACACGGGUAUCUUAAGGACCUCAACCCCACGUUUGAACCUGACAGUAUUUUCCUCACUCAGCUCAUUCAAUACAUUCCAUGGUGAGUGAUAAGCUGCGUUGUGGGCCCAACACCUGAUUACAGCUCUACACAGAUUCCAAUAAACUGAUAUGAGAACUACCAUGAGUGGGUGAAUACUCACAAACCGUGACCUGUCAAAACCAGACAGCCACCUUGUUUUAAAGUGACUUUUGUUGUCGUUGUUAGCUGUCAUUAUUUAUUAUCCUGAAAAGGCAGAGAUGGCCAUAAAAACCAAAGCAUGGGCAUCAUGUUGCACAACUCUGGGUUCCAUAUCCAUGCACUUUGUAAUAAUCAGUGUUUGUUCUUCGUGGAUGAUAAAGGAAAAGGAAAAACAAAAGGAUCCUUCAAUGAGAAGAGUAUUUGUGGUGAUUGACACUGGAUCCAAAUAGUCCCACCCUUAGAAAUAGACAUAGUAAACAAUGUCAAGUGUGUGUGUGUGUGUGUGUGUGUGUGUGUGUGUGUGUGUGUGUGUGACAUGUAUAUUCAUGUAUAUAUGCAAGAGAAAUGUUAAGGUCAAGCCAAGAAACAAAGGGUUAAUACUCAUCUUCCUUAAAAGUGUGCAGGAGGGACAUGGCGUCAAUAGACACAGACAAAGCAAUGGACAUGACUGAUGUAGACCAGGCCUUCAGCACAAAUAAGCAGAACCUUGCAUUAACUUCCUGAAAGGUUCCAUUCUAAAGAUUUAAGAACAGGAAGAGCAGAGGAAGGGCGGGUGCUCUGUAAGUUCACACAAAGGCAUUAACCAUCGUUUAGUUUCUCUGUAUAGUUCUCCGCGCGCUUCCUAGGAUGGCAAUUUGUUGUGGACCAGGACUGCACAAGAAGAGGUCUACAUCUUCUUGCAAGUAAAGUGCAAAGUAAAACUGAUUUAUCUUUUCCCCGCAGAAAAUAUACCUUACUUACCACAGAAAAAACUAUCUAAAAGCAAGAUGGUUAUUUGAAUAGCUUGUUUCACAGAGGAAGGAGAUUGGCUCCAUCAUAUUUUUCAAGGUGUAUACCACCACUAAACUAAACAGAAAAGAGACAAGCUUUGCUACAAUGGGGAAAGACAGCAUGCUGCUUUAAAAGUGACAGCUACAUGCUGCAGGUUAACUACUGUAAGCUUUGCCUUUAAAUGAGAAUGAUGGAAUUCUACAGUGUAUGCACCACUCAGUGAUUAUGCUGAUAUCCUCUGAUGCUUUAAAACUCACAAAAGUUUUUUCCUCUAAAUUAUUACCUGAAUUUACUAUUUAUGAUUCAAACAAUCUGCCCUAACUAUUCAUGUAUAUAAUAGAGAUGUAGGACCCGUACUCCUAAUAUUUGAGAAGUUUAGGACUUCAGGGGUAUCCCAAAUUAAAGCCAGCCCAGACUACAUGAGACCUUUCUCCAAAAGUAAAACAAAGAUUUUAAACUCAAUGAAUAAAGCCAGUAUUAAAAACAUCUCUUCAUAUUGUGUGGUAAUGGUGUUUUCUCCUAAUAACCAUGAAAAGGUUUGGCAUUGAUGGCCUGACAUACUGCUCAAAGAGAAAAAAGAAUGGCAUUAUCUUGAAGUGUGUUUACCUGCUUUCAUGUAAAAAAUAAAGUGAAAUUGAAACAAAAUUAUCACUGAGUUUAGAUUAUUAAACUGGAUUUUUAGAAACACAACAUGAAGCUGUGCUAUGAGAAAUGCCAUAAACCAGACUUCAAAAAUGUUUUCUAUCAUGAGCAGACAUUUUCACUAAGGUGUAAUUAUUUCAACAGAAAUGAAUUAAAACACUUAAGGUAGAGCCCAGGACGGAAGAGGUACAUUAGUGGUCAGACCCUUUCUGUCCUCAGACUCCUGGUUGAGCUCUAAGCACACGUACCAGCUCACAACCACCUGUAGCUUCAACUCCACCACAAUGACCUCUUCUGGUCUCUGAUCUCUCUCUCUCUCCUCUGUCUCUCUCUGUCUCUGUCUCUGUCUCUCUCUCUCACACACACACACACACACACACACAUGGGGGUGGGGGGUGGAUCUUUAAAAAGUGACAUGACUCAAAAGCACAUAAAAUUAAGUAUAAAACAGUAAGAAAACCCUACAAAAAUCGAGAAAAGGGCGUAAGAGUACCAAUUACACAGGAUAUUACAAUGCAGGCAUCAGUGUCUCUUGUAAUGUCCCAGGAUCAAAUCCUCACUUUGGCCUGCUGCUGCUGUCACUGAUGAUAUCCCACAAAGAAUCCUCAUUCAUACCUGUAGUUUUCUUUUGUUAGGACAUGGGUUACCCCCAUUUAUUCUUCAAGCUCAAAAUUAAGACCAUUAAUACAAUGACAUCAUUAAGAGAAAUCACAAAGGUGGGGGGUGGGAGGGAGGCCGUUCAUUCCAUCUGUCAGAUAUAAUUUUUCUUGCCUUGCCAAUGGAUGUUUUGGAGCAAAUACUAAGUGUAGACAGUAAAACCUACUGUCGCUAUUGUGACUGGUCCUUCCAUCAGCUCAAUGGUGCUAUUUUACAUAACAAUACAACUAAAAGGAAGCUGUCCAGUUGGGCUGCAGUGUUUCUCCCAUAUCUGAAGAAAGCCCUUGUUGGAAAAUCAGAUAUAACAUUCAACAAAGGAAAAAGUAUUAUUUUAACUGUGUACAAUUUUUGAGAUUGGGCACUGGUACAUUUUAGUUCUACCUAAUGUCUUUCAUUAACAAUUUACUGUUUGUGAGUAAUGUGUGCUUAACAAACUAACUAUCUGUGAAAGACUUUGUAUAUUAAACAAAUGCUCCAAA